Schistocerca serialis cubense is the source of this 669-nucleotide messenger RNA. RefSeq names its product polyketide biosynthesis protein ThaF-like. The coding region runs from base 1 to 669 and encodes 222 amino acids. The record is from RefSeq and is a predicted model, not a curated record. Lineage: Eukaryota; Metazoa; Arthropoda; Insecta; Orthoptera; Acrididae. The transcript is spliced from 4 exons.
AUGGAGGAUGGAUCUCCGGCCUGGUCCCCGCCGGCAGCCAGCAGCGGUUAUGCCAGCGUCCAGCAGUGGUUCCUACUAGCAGCCAGCAGUAGUUUCUGCCAGCAGCCCGCAGCCAGCGUCCAGCAGCGGUCCCAGCCAGCGUCCAGCAACCAGCAGCGGUUCCUGUCAGCAGCCAGCAUCCAGCCGCAGUUCCUGCCAGCGUCCAGCAGCAGUUCCUACCAGAGUCCAGCAGUGGUUCCUGCCAACAGCCAGCGUCCAGCAGCCGUCCCAGCCAGCAGCCAGCAGCGGUUCCUCCCAGCAGCCAGCGUCCAGCUGCGGUCCCAGCCAGUGUCCAGCAGCAGCAAUAGCGUCCCCACCGGCCUGCCAGCCAGGGAGGAAGGGACACCCGAGGUAUCUAUGACAGCUGAUCCAGAGUUCAGGGUGGGGGAGGGAGCUGCCAAUCCACCAGGGGUUGGAGAGGGCCGGCGGCAGGCCCACGGGGAGACGGCAACCGUGGACAGGGAUGGUGACUCGAGGACCACCUCCACACCUGAAGGAGGUGUAAUGAGUGAUGUCAUGGUCACCACAUUGUAUGUGCUUGAAAUAGAAGCGUACACCACAUUGCUGAUAUUACUGGUCAAAACAGGUGGUUGGAGUCACGACUUUGCUAUGUCAAUCAACCUUUUAUGA